GCAUACAUACACAUCCAUUUAUUAAUGUCAAAGCCAAAUUCAUCAGUAAUGUUUUCCACCGUUGAUUGCUAAAUCAUAAAUCAAUAAAUUUUGCACAAGUGACCAGAAUAUUUAUUUCCGCAAAAGAAGCGAAUGGAAGUCAAGUGGCAGAGAAAGCACCACUCGCAAAACAAAAUUUUAUGCUGUUUUUUCGUGAUUUAAAAAAUGAGAACAUAUUUAAAUACAUUUCUAUCAAUGCGUUUAAUGUGGAUAUUGUUGUUGAUCUUAAAUGAUCUGUGUUCUGGUGUCGUCGUAAAAACUACUGGAAUUAUAAGACUUGAACUUAACGCCCAGAGAGCGACGGGAAUUUGGACGGCUACAGGAAAUAAUGCGUCUCAUGUUAUCUCGAUACCGGCUGAAAUACCCGGGUGAAUAUUUUCCGACCUGGAAGCCAGUCAACUUCUGUCUUCCGAAAUAUACCAUGAUUACAAUGACAUGGAAUCCAAAUGGGUUGGUCGAGUUAAUUGGACUUUUUCCAGGAGAUUUACAAUAAAAGAACCUUUAUUUUCGAAACGAAAAAUCGUCCUAGUUUGUGAAGGAUUGGACACAAUUUCCGACAUAUUUAUUAACGAUAUAUUUAUCGGAAGUAGCAAAAAUAUGUUUGUCCGCUACAUUUUUGAUAUCAAGGCAGCUUUGACGGUGGGAACAAACACGAUAAAAAUAGCUUUCACGUCCCCAGUUGAAUAUGCAUCCAAAGAAUACACAAACCAUGAGGAAGCGUUCGGUUAUCCGGUAACGCCUCCGAAUUUGGUGCGAGAAUAUCGAGGGGAGGAUAAGGCUCAGAUGAUUCGGAAGAUGCAGGCGUCCUUCUCGUGGGACUGGGGUCCUUCAUAUGCAAGUUCUGGAAUAUGGAAAAACAUUUACAUUGAAGGAAUCGACACCGCCGUGAUCCGAGAUGUGCUUAUCUUCACAACUCCAAACAAACCGAUUCCGGAUGAAACGGCGGAAACGGAGUGGGCCCUGACGGCUCGCGUGUAUUUUGACGUAGCCCGAAACGAUGAACGCGGCACGUUGACCUUACGUCGUAUUUCGCCAGGAAUGAGCAAUAGCAAUCCUCAUCCUGUUCGAACCACGGUCAGCUUAUCGUCACGAGGAGGGUCGGAUGAUGAGUCUCAAGACAUCGUCAUCAUUAUACCUGGGAAUCAUGCCAAAUUGUGGUGGCCGAAUGGUUACGGCGAUCAAAACCUGUACACCUAUGAAAUCUCGUAUGUUUCUCGUACAUCGGAGGAAACUAGCAGUCAAAGAGUUCAAGUGGGAUUCAGAACUGUUAAUCUUGUCCAAGAUUUAGUGAACGAAGAGAAACCACAAUGGGGUCGAGAAUUUUAUUUCAAAGUGAACGGCAUGAAAAUGUAUUCGAAAGGAUCAAAUUCAAUUCCGAUCCACGUUCUACCAGAGAAAGUUACAAGAGAUAUGACAAAAUGGUUGCUGAAAUCCGCGAAGGAGCUGAAUUCUAAUAUGAUAAGAGUUUGGGGAGGUGGGAUUUAUGAGUCGGAUUACUUUUAUGAGGCAAGUUAUCCAAGCUACGUAUGUAUGUAUUUAUUUGUUACAUUUUAAAUAUAUGGGAGUAAGAGAACUGUUCUAAAUG
Messenger RNA from Folsomia candida, 1624 nucleotides. RefSeq names its product beta-mannosidase-like. The record is from RefSeq and is a predicted model, not a curated record. Bases 475 to 1593 code for a protein of 372 amino acids. Gene Ontology annotation, biological process: glycoprotein catabolic process. Gene Ontology annotation, molecular function: beta-mannosidase activity. NCBI's taxonomy places the organism in Eukaryota, Metazoa, Arthropoda, Collembola, Entomobryomorpha, Isotomidae. The transcript is spliced from 7 exons.